CGUUACCCAUUGCGUAAGGCUGAGCUGCGAACCUUAAUGACAGCUUUCCAAACGAUCUUGAUAGGCGGUACCUAGUACCUUAGCUGCUUAGCUCGCAUGUAGAUCGAGAAAUCGCCUACCUCCUUCAACACUACAGAUGCACAGAGCCGUCCACAGAUCAUGUUCAACGCACUAAACCGGUACCUGUCGCGCCUCGACGGCGACGCGCGACCGCAGCAGCAGCGGGACGGCCCCGGCUUCGGCUUCCAAGUGCUGCGCAACACGAACCUCGAGCUCGGCAUAGAGCCGUGGUUCGACUUUAUCGUUGGCAUCAACGGCCGCGUCAUUGACAACCCCGACCCCCGCCUCUUCGCCCAAGAAGUCCGCAACUGCGCCGGCGCCAGCGUCGCCCUCGGGCUCUGGAGCGCCAAGGGUCAGCGAACACGAGUCCUCCACGUACCCGUCCCAGCCGACACGCGGUCGCUCGGCCUCUCACUACAAUGGACGCCUCUAGCCGUCGCCUCCAACGUAUGGCACGUGCUCGACGUGCCCGCGAACUCGCCAGCCGAUAACGCGGGGCUGUUACCAUAUAGCGAUUAUAUCCUGGGCACGCCGGACGGCACGCUGCACGGCGAGAGCGGGCUGGGCGAGCUGGUGGACGACUACAUCGGGCGCCCGCUGAAGCUGUGGGUGUACAACAACGAGUACAACGUGACGCGCGAGGUGGAGAUCGUGCCGAGCCGCGACUGGGGCGGCGAGGGCGCGCUCGGCUGCGUGCUCGGGUACGGCGCGCUGCACCGGCUGCCGCCGCCGCUGGACGAGCCCGUCAACGCGCCGGGCGAGAUGCUGUUCGACGUCGACGGCGGCGGCGGCGGCGGCGGGGCGACCGUGGGCGCGGGCGCGGACCAGUUCGCGACGCUGGCCCCGCCGAGCGACGCCUCUACUACGUUCGUGCCCGCCGCGUCGCCGGACUUCCUGGUCCCCGCGCAGGUCGUCUCGCCGCCUUCCCCGGCGGCGGGAAGCGUGCCGCCGCGGAGCAAGAAGAAAGAGAGGCACGGGCACGCUCCGAAGAGGCUGAUGGACGAUUACUUCGCGGAAGAGGAGAAGAAGAGCAGGGAGCUGGAUGGGAAUAUAGCCGCGAGCAAGACGCCGCCGCCGCCGCCUCCUAAGGCUGGUGGUGGGCCUCCGAGAGGGCCGCCUAAGGCUGAGAGCCCGAAAGAGGGUGAUGGGGAUGGAGGAGCGGACUAGACAUGGAAUUACAGCUACAGAUCACGUUUGCAGGAACAAUAUACCAAUAGCCUCACGAGGGA
Molecule: messenger RNA, 1289 nt
Organism: Annulohypoxylon truncatum
Lineage: Eukaryota; Fungi; Ascomycota; Sordariomycetes; Xylariales; Hypoxylaceae
Product: GRASP55/65 PDZ-like domain-containing protein
Exons: 2
Coding region: 160-1227 (355 amino acids)
Biological process (GO): Golgi organization
Cellular component (GO): Golgi apparatus
Molecular function (GO): protein binding
Source: RefSeq, a predicted model, not a curated record